Molecule: messenger RNA, 1518 nt
Organism: Metarhizium album ARSEF 1941
Lineage: Eukaryota; Fungi; Ascomycota; Sordariomycetes; Hypocreales; Clavicipitaceae
Exons: 1
Coding region: 1-1518 (505 amino acids)
Source: RefSeq, a predicted model, not a curated record
AUGCGGUGCGUCGCUCUCGUGGCCGUGGUGCUCGCCACGGCGUCGCGUGCCCAGGAUUCCGCGAGCCCCUAUUUCCGGGCGGACCAGAGCGAGGCGCGCCAGAGAGAUCUCGUCGGCCGGCUCGAGCAGGGCCUGAGGCUUCGCCUGUCCAACGUCCGCCGCGAGUCGGCCUACAAGGAGGCCACGUGCGGGCGGCACUGGAACUUCUGGAGCCUCGCCCACACGCAGUUCGUCAGCGUCACCGAGCUCGUGGAUGUCGGCGAGGUCGACUUCAACCUGACGGUGCAGACGGAGCAGAUCCGCAGGGUGGACAACGACCAGAGAAGCGGCUCGGUGCAGCUCAACACGCAAAAGGGGUCCAUCACGGUCGACAGCACCACGUCGGGCUGGAACAUUGGCGGCCAGGUCAACGGCGGGUUUUGGAGCCCCUACACGGGCAACAUGGGCGGCGUCACCAUCUCGGGCGGCUACUCCAGGUCGACGACGACGACGACGGAGAAGACGCUGUCCGAGGGCACCGUGUCGCAGUGCGAGGCCAGAUACUCGUGCUGGACCGAGGCCUGGACCGUCAAGCUGACGUUCAGGGGGCCCUGCAGGACGGAGGAGACGCUGCGGGACGACCGCGGCCACGACGUGUGGUCGACGAGACAGUGCCCGGCGGCGACGUCCCUGCAAGACUGGCCCUCGGAGUGCCUCCAGUGGGCGGAAUGGAAGAGCAAGGCCUGCCGCAGGACGCGGGCGGCCAGGGAGUGCACGGUCGAGACGCCGCUCCUGGAAUCCGACGGCAAGACGCCCUUCCACCUCGAGGUGGCGUUUCGGCUUCCCAUUCUCUCCUUGUGGGAGAGGCCCGAGAUCACGGGGUACCGGGCCGGGAGAUACCUGCUCAGGGCCGGAGAGCACGGCUACACCGAGUACGACCCGGAUCGACGAGUGGCGAGGUACUUGGACGCCGGCCACGGCUGGCACUACUACGAGGCCUACCCCGAUCUCGACGGCCAGGUCCGCGACUUCAAGCACCCGCACCCGGCCAUCAGGGCCGUCGAGAACAGGUGCUACGAUCUCGACUCGGACGAGUGGUACUGCCCAGACCGCGCGGGCAAGGACAAGUUUUACACGCAGUCCAAGGGAUACUACGCCAAGCCAGGCGCCCCCGAGCCCACGUUUGAGGAGAUGGACAGGGCCGACCGGAAGCAGUGGUACGCGUCACCGCACAAGGAGGACUGUCGCCAUGACGGCACGGGCCUGGAGUGCGCGUGGUUCGCCACGCCUCCGGCAUGCGGAACAGACCCCCGCGAGGUGGGAGCGGUCGACGUCAUCUCCGACGACGACACGUCCGUCCAGAUGACGUACCUCGGCAAGUACAGCGGAGACGACAGGGAGCAGUGCGAGAGGCUGCUGGGCAAGGGCUCACGCUGCUGCGAGAGGCAGAGAAGGCCAUGUAAAAGCGGAUUUUGGCGGCUCUGGUGCGCCGGGCCCGUUGGCGUCGAAGCCGGCGUGGUGAGCAACGAAGCGUAUUAG